AGGUAAUGCUAAUGAACUGCAUAACAAGCAACACCGUUAGUAAUAAAAAUGUCUGAAACUGGAGAAGUUCGAGCUGUGGUUCCAUUAGAGUCCAACCCCGAAGUUUUCACCGAUUUUGCCCACAAAUUAGGUUUGUCACCUUUAUUAGAGUUUACCGACAUAUUUUCACUGGAUGAUCCAGACAUGCUGGCCUUCUUGCCCAGACCAGUUCAGGCUAUAAUCCUUCUCUUUCCAGUUACACAAGCUUAUGAAGAAUUUAAGAAUGCAGAAUCUGUAGAAGAGUUGAGUAGUGAUAAAGUGAUCUGGAUGAAACAAAUAGUCAAAAACGCAUGUGGACUAUAUGCGCUAUUACACGUUCUUUUGAAUAUACAAGAUGGCCUAAUAGUUCAGCAAUCUGCUGUUGCAAAUUUCCGGCGAAAUCUACUUCACGGAAAUGCUAAUCCCGUUACAUUGGUUCAAAACAUCGCAAAAGAGCUGUAUACCAACUACAGUCAACAAGGGCAAACAGAGGCACCUCCCGCUGAAGAAAACGUGGAAUUACAUUUUGUUUGUUUCGUGAAGAGACCGGAUGGGAUUUACGAACUUGACGGGAGGAGGAAUGGUCCGAUAUUGCUGAAAAAGACAACAGAUGAAAACGGUGAUAUUUUAAGUGAUGACUGCAUCAAUCAUCGGGUGAAAAAAUACAUGUCUCUUGUUAGCGGAGAGAAUGCACUCAAUUUUGCAAUGAUGGGAUUAGCUCCUUCGAUGAAUUGAUAAUCUAUUUGUACAGAACUAUUUAGCUUUAUGUAUUUUAUGUAGCUAAGGUGACGGUGUCAUUUUACGUUUCUUUUUCUGAUCAACCUCUUGUUUCAAUUUCUUUUUAGCGCCUUUGGCAGCUUUACUCUCAUCAUCACU
Messenger RNA from Pichia membranifaciens NRRL Y-2026, 894 nucleotides. RefSeq lists its product as hypothetical. NCBI's taxonomy places the organism in Eukaryota, Fungi, Ascomycota, Pichiomycetes, Pichiales, Pichiaceae. Gene Ontology annotation, cellular component: cytoplasm. The record is from RefSeq and is a predicted model, not a curated record. The transcript has a single exon. The coding region runs from base 49 to 753 and encodes 234 amino acids. Gene Ontology annotation, molecular function: cysteine-type deubiquitinase activity. Gene Ontology annotation, biological process: protein deubiquitination; ubiquitin-dependent protein catabolic process.